GAUACGAAAGUAUCUCUUUAUCAAGAGAUAUGCAAUAUUAAAAACCAACUUGGAAAACCAAAAGACUCGAUCCAACAACUCGAUCCAACUUUGCUAAAGGAUCCGCAAAUCAGAUUGUCGUGGUUUUACCGUGAGUUAUUAGUUUUAGAAAAACUGGAUGAAUGUCAAUAUGUUGAAAAUUUUUUGGGGAUUUCCAAGAUGUCACGCUUUAUGGAACCGAAACUCUCAAAUUUUCAUUUUGCCAUACUGCAUAAUGAGACAAAUAUGGCAAUAAAUCAGCUAGUAGAUGCUAUCAAUUGGAUGGCCCCCGAAAAAUUGC
Molecule: messenger RNA, 319 nt
Organism: Racocetra persica
Lineage: Eukaryota; Fungi; Glomeromycota; Glomeromycetes; Diversisporales; Gigasporaceae
Source: the annotation of a GenBank genome assembly